AAGGAUACACAUAAAUACUUCAUUUCUCUCUUGGAGGCAAACACUGAAGGAGAAUGUGUGUUUGCAUGUAAAAGCUGAACCACACUUCCUGUUUGUAAGAAAGAAGGUGAAUAAAACAGACUGGAGGGAUUUGAGAUCAACAGCAACUCUAAAGACAGGUUCCUGCUGCCAGGUUCAAAACAAAAGGGUUUCCAGCAUCUGCCAACACAGCUGGAUUUCCUGUUGGAUAGAGGGGAGAGGAGUAUUCCUAGAAACAUCAAAACUAGUUACAGGAAUGGAAUGCCAUUUUUCUAUCUGGGGAGUUUUGGCCUUUCUGAGUUUGGCUCUACUUCUUUCAUUGACACUGAAUAUUUCCCAUUGUAUGAAAAAGAGGCAAGCUAAAAUGCAUAAAGUCUAUGAAGAGAACAAUCCAAGCUAUGAUGGCUAUCACUCAGAAGAUUAUCCAGUUUAUGGCAAUCUCAAUCAAGAUACUUUAGAAGAAUGUUGUUACGAGCAGAUGAAGUCCCAACCUCAAAGACCAGUUAACCAGCUACAGGUGGAGCCUGCCAACCAGAUGUGUUAUGCCUCACUUAAUCACAGUGUCAAGGGAAAAUGCAGAAAACCAAGGAGAAAGAAAGAUCCUUCAUUAGAGGAGGAUGAAGAAAGAUCUAACCCCGUGGUGGCUUCCAAAGUUAGCAUUUACCUCAACAGUGAGCAGCUGGCUGCCGAAAACACGGCAAAAGUAGAAGCCAUUCAUGAUGAUCCCAUCAGAUUAAUGGGCUUGAUUCAUAAAGCAAAAGGGGAGAACUGA
This is a messenger RNA of Prinia subflava (tawny-flanked prinia), 790 nucleotides long. Its product is annotated as T-cell receptor-associated transmembrane adapter 1. Gene Ontology annotation, biological process: positive regulation of T cell receptor signaling pathway; negative regulation of receptor recycling. Lineage: Eukaryota; Metazoa; Chordata; Aves; Passeriformes; Cisticolidae. The record is from RefSeq and is a predicted model, not a curated record. The transcript is spliced from 6 exons. Bases 275 to 790 code for a protein of 171 amino acids. Gene Ontology annotation, cellular component: T cell receptor complex.